Molecule: messenger RNA, 1673 nt
Organism: Abrus precatorius (Indian licorice)
Lineage: Eukaryota; Viridiplantae; Streptophyta; Magnoliopsida; Fabales; Fabaceae
Product: nuclear transcription factor Y subunit A-10-like
Exons: 7
Coding region: 272-1258 (328 amino acids)
Biological process (GO): regulation of transcription by RNA polymerase II
Molecular function (GO): DNA-binding transcription factor activity, RNA polymerase II-specific; RNA polymerase II cis-regulatory region sequence-specific DNA binding
Source: RefSeq, a predicted model, not a curated record
ACUUUCUCUCUCCUUUGUGUGUGUGUGUGUGUGUUUGCGCGUGCUUUUGCUUCAUAUUCUGCCGACAUCACUCCAAUCUAAUGGGGGUUAACUCUGCUUCUGCGUAGGAUCCGAUGCUGCUACUCCUAACUCCUUCUUUUGCUUCUACUACUGAGUUUCAUAUCUCCUUGCUGUUGACGCUUAUGCUGAAGACUGGAUAAAAAUCUGAGGAAGUUUAGUUGUUUACUUUACACCGACAAAAUUAACAUAGAAAUCAUCUUUUGGAGGCUUUAUGGCGAUGCAAACUGUUUAUGUUAAAGAACAUGAGGGAAAUGCACACAAUUUUGUGGGGCAGUUGUCAUCUGCAACUUCAGCACCUUGGUGGAGUGCCUUUGGAUCUCAAUCCGUUUAUGGGGAGUCAUGCGGCCAAAUGAAACCCUUUUCAUUGGAGCUUCCUACCUGCAUGGACCAGCUUGCUGCCAACAAGUCAUCAGCAAGAGGAGCUGAACAAGUGUUGGGUAAAGGACAUACAACUCAGUUUACCAUCUUUCCAGAUGAUAGCAAAAUGUCAGAUGGUGCACAAAAGCCUCAGACAUCCAUAUCACUGCAGUCAUCACUCACUGAUUCUCACCCUCGUUUUGAGCUAGGAUUUAGUCAGCCCAUGAUAUAUGCAAAAUAUCCUUAUAUGGAUCAAUUUUAUGGGCUCUUCUCAACUUAUGCACCUCAAAUUUCGGGACGUAUAAUGCUGCCACAUAACAUGACAUCUGAUGAUGGACCAAUUUACGUAAAUGCUAAGCAGUACCAUGGAAUCAUUAGACGCCGGCAGUCUCGUGCCAAAGCUGUACUUGAUCAAAAAUUGACUAAAUGUCGCAAGCCCUAUAUGCAUGAGUCGCGCCAUCUCCAUGCAAUGCGGCGACCAAGAGGAUGUGGUGGUCGCUUCUUGAACACAAGGAGUUCUGUUAAUGAAAAUGGUAACAGUGGAAGGAAAGUGAAUAAAAGUGUUGGUGAACAAUUGCAGUCCAGUGGCUCUCAGAGUUCUGAAGUUCUUCAUUCUGAGGCUGGAACUUUGAAUUCAUCAAAGGAGACUAAUGGAAGCAGUCCAAAUAUUUCUGGUUCAGAGGUGACUAGCAUGUAUUCAAGGGGAGGCCUUGAUAGCUUUGGUAAUCAUCUUGGAUCUGCUGUCCACUCUUUUGCAGACAUGAUAGGUGGUGGGCGUGGUAUGAUCAUACCCCCCAAAUGGGUUGCAGCAGCAGAUAACUGCUGCAACCUUAAAGUUUGAUUGACAAAGAACUAAUGAGACCAGAUGAAGAAGCUUUGUUUCAGUUUCUUGUGUUGACUGUGACAAGUUUCGUUCUGUAGGCAUGACCUAACAUCUGGUUUUUAAGGCAAUCCAUCCUUGGCUCAUAGGCAAAUCAUCCUUGGCUCAUUGUACUUGUAGUACUGUCUGUUUUCUGCACAGGAGACUGUCUUUGGCAUGGUAUAUGGUACUAGCUAAUGACCUUGAUAUCCUGGUACAGAAGACAAUUGUGUGUUUGUCUUGUGUGAAAAUAAAAGCACGAAAUUCUAGUUGUGUGCUAUUAAUAAUGUCUGAAGUGGUGUUGUAUUCUGUGUGUGUCCUUGAGGAGCAUUGUAUCAUAGAACUUUGGCAUGUGAUUUUUGUUAAAAAAAAAUUAAGUAUUGGUGUGAUGUUCUCC